AUUGGCGGCACUGACACGACGGCUUGUGUGUCCCUUCCACAUGCUAUCAAAUGCGACACUGAUGCGGGAUCUGGUAUCUCUGUCUGUGAGUCUUUCCGUUAGCAACAGGUUUGCACCAGCAUUGACGUUAAGUGUGAAGCCUUUACUACACUUAAAGUAUAAGCAUAUUUAUAUAUAAGUAUAAUUAUAUUGGAACAAUCUCCUUUCAGGGCCAUGAAAACAAUUACAAAGAAACAUUAUACUACUAACGUGCAAACAGACAGAAAGCGUAAUACAUCAAGGAAAACGUAUCAAGUAUUGAAAGCUGAAGUUGACAGACACUGUAGGAAAAUGAAAAAGCUGGCCGAAUCUUUAACAGAUAAUACUGUUGUGCAAGAUUGUGUAUUAUCUUCUUCUUCAUCGGAUGAAUUAUCAGAAAUUGAGGUUUGCGGUCCCUUGAGUAGAAAGAAAAAUUAUGAAACUAUCACUCAAAGUAAUAUGUUAAGAUAUAGUUCUGAUCAGUCCAGCAGUAGUGUAAUGAGGUUUGAUAUAGAAGAUAUGACUUUAGGAAGUGAAAAUAAUGUAUCGACUAGUAAAAACAAAAUAGAGGAGGAAAAUGUCCACAUUUUUUGCGAUUUUGAUUGUUCUUCUGAGAAAGGGAGAAAAGAUGCUAUUUUGGAUGUUGCUGAUAAAGGAAUGUUAUGUUAUGAAGAUGAAUAUAUAGACUGGUCAUGUAUUCUUCGCAAGUGGGCAGUUGAGAAUCAGGUCACUUUGCGAACUUUGGGUAGUUUACUUAAAAUUUUGAAAUCAAUAUCUAUGUUUUGUAAUCUUCCACUUGAUCCCAAAACUAUAUUGAGGUGUGGCAAACGGGUAGAAAUAGAGAAUAUGGGUGAAGGAACAUAUUAUAAUUUUGGAUUGAAAGAAUCAAUACGGAAGAGAAUAUUGUCAGGCCAUAUAAAGCAAAACAUGAUUUCCCUAAACAUUAAUAUAGAUUCGGUUCCACUUUUCAAAAGUAUUGGUACAUUGUUUACACCAAUUCUUUGUCUGGUAAAUGAUUCCGGACUCCCUCCAUUUAUUAGUGCCGUUUACUGUGGGCCUGGUAAGCCUGACAUAAAAAUGUUUCUAAAAGAUUUUACCCCCGAGUUGGAAGAGCUUUUACAUGAUGGAAUUGAUAUUAAUGAAAUUAAAUACAAAGUUAUUGUGAAAUGUUUUGUUUGCGAUGCUCCUGCAAGAGCAUAUGUCAAGUGUAUCAUAGGACACAGUGGUUAUCACGGAUCUGCAAAGGUUUGGCCUUCUGAUUUCAAUCGUAAGCCACGUUCAUUAGAUGAAGUAAAGCGUUGGAAAGCUACAGAGCUUCGACAGUUUUUAUUAUAUCUUGCUCCUGUUGUUCUUAAAAACUAUUUGCCAAGACUUGUGUAUCAGCACUUUCUCCUGCUUCAUGUUGCAAUAACAAUAUUUAUAAGAGAGGAUUUGCACAAGUGCAUGCAUUCUGAAGCUGCAGAGACGUUAAGAGACUUCGUUAAGAAAGAAUUUCCAUUAGAAAAAAAUGCCACAUCAGUGAUACCUUCUUCGUGGAUUAAAACGAAGGAAGGCUCAACAUUUUGUUUGUGGCCCACUAAAUUAUCCAAUUCAGAGACUAGUAUAGCUAUUAAAAGGGGUGAUUCUCCUAAUGCGGACUGGGAAGAAAAGUUAAUUAUCAAGAUCUAUCCGAAAAAGAGAUGUGGCGUACCAUUCAAGAAAUGCCAAAACAAACAUUCUGCACUUUAUAAUUCAGGCUCAACCGGUCUUGACACUGAAGAUACAGAAAAUGAUUCAAUAGAGAAUGCCGUGCCAAUAUUUCCCUCUCCGAUAGGGUAUAGUUGCAAGAGGCCAUCAAAGACGUCAAAGCCUCCCUGUGCCCCAUCCCAAUGUAAGAAGCAACGGCUGGAAGUAGGUUCAGAUUUAUCUGGUUUUAAGGAUGUUGGCAGCCAAAGCUCUUCAAAGGAGCCAAAUGAAUCAAAUUCAGCAUCUGCCAGUGAAGAGCACCUUAAUAAUGUCUCCCAAAAUAUUACAUCUUCAAAAUGUGCAGAGAAAAUUCAAGACUCUGAGGAAGAUUCAGAUGUCAACUCAUCAUCUGGUACAUCCGAUGCGGAAAGCUCUAAUUUUGAAGAUAAAGAUGCUGAAAGGAAUAAGAAUAAUACAUUAAUUCAGGAGUUCAAUGCUGAAAAUAAGAGCACUAAAGUAAUCGAUUCCUUUCUGGAUCAGCAAUUUAAAAAAAGUGGCAUUGAUACCACGAAUGAGUUGGGUAUUAUGAGUGAGUAUACCAUUCGACGUUUAUUCCGUUGGAUGUACAAAUUGAACUUGCAAAAUAAGCAACUCCAACAGUCGAUUGAGGAGUUGAAAUCCAUGCUACAAAGGAAAAGCUUUAAAACAUCUGCAACAGUAGUGCCAGAUCUUAUUUUACCAUGUGCUAAUCCGGAUGAAGUAAAACGCUUGGACGAAAAACUUCAAGAUAAAGUUGUUUUUGCAGAUUUUGUGGAAUUCCUGUCUACCAAAGCUGCAGGAAACACAGCACUUCAUAUUGGGUAUACUUUAAUAGGGCUUAUCAUGACACCUUAUUGUGGUGGAUACUAUACUUGGGAUGGACUUCACAAAUCAACAAAGAAACUUGCCGUGAAGUCUCACAGAAACCUGCACAAAGCCUUAGAAGGUGAGGCUUUAUGUCGUCCUAUCACAUUGAAUCAGGCAUUAGUAGUUGUAUGACAACAAAAGAUGUAUUUUUAAAAUUGUCAUCAUAAUUUGCAGAUGCCAUGAAUGCUUUAAUUGUAAAAAAUGAAGGAGGAACUGUCAUAGUGACAUCUGACGCCAUUAAGAAAAAGGCUGGUCGUUGGCUAACGACGUUUGAAACAAGACUCAAACCAGAAGACUCACAACCUGUUCUGCCGUGGAACAGUCAAUGAGUUUUUGAUAUUUAUGUACAUAUGAGCUGUUUUUUAAGUAGUUAUAAGUUCAUUUUUUUAAAUAUAAAAAGAAGACAUCCAUCUGUACCUAAAACUAGGCUUUCACUCAUUUUUUAAAAAUUGGACUUAUACCACUUAAAAAAAACAGUUUAUAUGUUGUUCGUAUUCUGUGUUUGUACCUAUAAGACGUAAGUUUGUACCUAUUUUAUUUUAACAAUUCUUUGUUUUAUCCUCGAGCAAUUUAAUUAAUACUUUUUUGAGACUCACUUGCUAUUUGUAUUCUGUGUAUUAGAUGCAAGUUUGAACCUAUGUUUUGUUUUUACAUUUGUGUCCUGCAAUAGUUGCUCAUUUUUUUACAUUUGUAUGUGCAAUCUUAUUUGUAUUGUGUGCGUCAUACCUAUCUAAAUACAUCUUUUAAAUUUACAAUUCUCUGUCCUGUCCUGGAGCAGUUAAUAAUUAUUUCAUUAUUAUUUAUUUACCUAUUUUAUUGUGGCUCUUACCUUUUUCCCUCCCCACAGCUCCCUGAGGCCCAUCGACAUAUAGAAUGGACUGCUGCUGGCUAGUGGAAGGAGGGUGUAGAGUGAGAGGAAGAAAAUAAGAGGAUACGUUCCAACUCUUUCUAGUAAAGUUUGAUUGGUUGCUGUAACAACGUCACCAAUCAGGCUUUAGAAUCAGAACGUGUCCUCAUAUUGUUUGCCUCUCACUCUACGCGUGCAACCUUCUUUCCACUAGCCAUCAGCGGUCCAUAUUCUGCAUGUCGAUGUUGAGGCCACUAUUGCGCUUCCCAAAAAAGAUUCUGCGAAACAAUCAACAAAACAUUCUGUGCAUAUCUUAUGCAUAUAUGCACAUGAUAUUUAAAUGAAACAUGAGGAGAAUAUAGCUGCCAAACAUUGUAAGUAUGCCCUGAACGUAAUUCAGUUUCUUGCACUGGCAGAACAUUCAGGGAUAAUAUCUAGAGUACGUGCUAAAGAUAUUCCCAACAUAAUUUUGACAUCGCCUCUAUCAUCAAUCCAACAGAUAUAUGAACUACAGAUAUCCUACAAACAUUCUGGAGACUAUCUCACAGGACAUCUUCCGGUCGGACUAUGUGCGCAUUGAGGCUAGUCUAUAAGACAUCUACCGACAAUGUUCUGAGGACAUCUAAAUGUCACUUGAGAUCAUCUUCAGAAUAUCUUUCAUACAUUCAUUUCCUCACUGGGAAUAAGUACAAGAUCUGUUGCUCGUCAAUUAGGUAUAUCGCAUAUGAGUGUUCAUAAACUGCUUAAAGAAAAUCAGCAACAUCCGUAUCACUACACAAAAGUACAUCUAUUACGAC
Messenger RNA from Ooceraea biroi (clonal raider ant), 4233 nucleotides. RefSeq lists its product as uncharacterized. Lineage: Eukaryota; Metazoa; Arthropoda; Insecta; Hymenoptera; Formicidae. The record is from RefSeq and is a predicted model, not a curated record.